Molecule: messenger RNA, 382 nt
Organism: Cryptotermes secundus
Lineage: Eukaryota; Metazoa; Arthropoda; Insecta; Blattodea; Kalotermitidae
Exons: 2
Coding region: 2-373 (123 amino acids)
Source: RefSeq, a predicted model, not a curated record
CAUGUGGUGCGGGGGUGGCCACCUGCACAGAGAGUGCCCCGAGAAAGAGAACGCUACCUCCACUCCAGGGUGCUGUAACUGUGAGUUGAAGGAUGGGGAAAAACCGCAUCCCGCUAACUACCGCGGCUGCAGUCACGCGAAGGAGGAGCUGCAGAAGAGGAAAUUGCAGAGAGCACCCAAAACCACAACAGGAAGGGUGUUCUCAUCAAAUAUAGUCACUCCUGGAGUCUCCUUCGCGGCGGCUCUCCGAGGCAACACGUUGCAGGAGCAGCGGUCUCAGACUCUACAUACACCAGUGGCAGUCCCACCAGCAGUCAAGAAACCGACCGUCCCGGUUCCUGUACUGGAACAACACACAGAAGUGAGCGAUUGAGCGCUAACA